AUGGCUCUUGUGGUGGUGGUUCCGAUGAUGACACUUGUCGCGACUUGCGCUUCCUUCUGGCAUACACUCUCUGCUCCACCGCCGAUCACAGAGCCCUUCGACGCCUCGAAGCCUCCAAAGUCAUCGCCGAUCACAGAGCUGCCACAGCUGCCGCUUCCACCUCCACCACCCACCUUGCUGUCACCACUCACGGCCUCCAAUGAGGCCUUCAAGGCCCCUAAGCCCGCAAAGUUGGCUCCAAAGUUGCCCCCAAAGUCGCCGUCUCCACCGAUUGAGCUGCCGCCAAUUGAGUUGCCGCCGAUUCAGCUGCCACCACAGCCACUUCCACCACCCCUAUGA
Molecule: messenger RNA, 339 nt
Organism: Zingiber officinale
Lineage: Eukaryota; Viridiplantae; Streptophyta; Magnoliopsida; Zingiberales; Zingiberaceae
Product: 36.4 kDa proline-rich protein-like
Exons: 1
Coding region: 1-339 (112 amino acids)
Source: RefSeq, a predicted model, not a curated record